Messenger RNA from Beta vulgaris subsp. vulgaris (sugar beet), 504 nucleotides. RefSeq names its product copper transporter 6. The transcript has a single exon. Gene Ontology annotation, biological process: intracellular copper ion homeostasis; copper ion transmembrane transport. Gene Ontology annotation, cellular component: plasma membrane. Gene Ontology annotation, molecular function: copper ion transmembrane transporter activity. NCBI's taxonomy places the organism in Eukaryota, Viridiplantae, Streptophyta, Magnoliopsida, Caryophyllales, Amaranthaceae. Bases 1 to 504 code for a protein of 167 amino acids. The record is from RefSeq and is a predicted model, not a curated record.
AUGAAAUAUCCCUUUAUAAACAUUUAUCAUCAUCACCACCACAAUCUCACUGCUUUAUCAUCUCCUUCGCCAUCCCCGUCUCCAUCUCCAUCUCGAUCACCGUCUUUUGGGACCCACAAGGUGAUGUUCCAUACAGCGUUCUACUGGGGUAAAGCACACCAGAUUCUGUUCCCUGGUUGGCCAGGUUCCAGCACCGGUAUGUAUGUGCUAGCGGUAUUUUUAGUCUUUUCCUUGGCCAUUUUGGUGGAGUGCUUCUCCUAUUGCCAGCUUAUUAAACCCGGCUCGAACCGAGUUGCUGACUGCUUUUUUAAAAUCGGAGUACGGGCGGUCCGAGCUGGGAUAUCUUACAUGGUCAUAUUGGCUGUUAUGUCUUACAAUGCUGGCAUUUUCAUAGCGGCCAUUGUUGGACAUGUUGUUGGGUAUAUGGUUUUUGGUAGUGGGCUUUUACUGAAGCCUGAUGGGCCUUCAUCACCAGGUGUUGGAAUUGGGCCUUUUAAAAUUUAA